This is a messenger RNA of Uranotaenia lowii, 2088 nucleotides long. RefSeq lists its product as uncharacterized. Lineage: Eukaryota; Metazoa; Arthropoda; Insecta; Diptera; Culicidae. The transcript is spliced from 4 exons. The coding region runs from base 1209 to 1967 and encodes 252 amino acids. The record is from RefSeq and is a predicted model, not a curated record.
GAUGUAGACAACUUCAGCUUUCAUAUGCAUAAGGUAAAUAUUUUUUGGAACUGUAAUAUAUGAACUACAGCAGUUUUCCUGAGGCAUGUUUUUUCGGUUUUUUUUUUCUUUCAUGCUGAAUAACGAGAAAACUAGUAGCAUUAGCUAUGUAUAAUGUUCUAAACAUAUUUUACUGGCAUUACAAGGUUUCUAUUGAUAUAAGAUUUAUAUGAAAUUAAUUAUUAUUCAAACGACUUAGACAGAUUUUACCUUUGGAGUGUCAAAUUGACACUCUAAAUCGGAAAAGGGAGUUUUUUUUGUCCAGGCUUUCAGAGUUCGUCCAUAAAAAAAGUAAAGAUACAAUAUUCAAGAACUUUUGAAAUCAUUUGGGAUCCCCGAAGAAUUUUUUUUUGUUUUGAAGCUUCUGAAAAAAGUUACAGGGCUUCAAACUUGCAAUAGUGUCAAAAUGACACUCUAAUGCGGAUGAGGGUUAUUUUGGAGCUGAUAGCUAUAUUUAUAAAAAACACCAAAAACUAUAUGUCCAACCACGUGCCAUGCUGAUCUUAUUUUAAAAAAAGUUUGAAUUUAUGAUUGGUGAAAUGCCAAUACAAGCGAGAUUUCUAGUAUAAUCUGGCACUUACGGAUAAAACCCGAUACUUACAUGAUUAUUGAUUUCACCACCCAAUUUUAAAAGUCUGUAAAAUCUGGGCAAAAUCUGUAAAUAGCUAAAUUGUACUGGAUGACGGACAAAAAUGUGUAAACAUCAAGUCUGUAUAAAGCAGUCCUCACAUACCCCAGGUAGGGUUUGGAGAAAUAAUUUCAGUGUUUUGAAAAAAAAGCUCCUUUUUCUUCACUUUCAACCCCCGUUCUUUUCCUAAAAAUGAAACAGAUGUACAUCAACUCGACAUCGUAGUUAAAAAUAGAAAUUUAACAAAAAGUUGCUGUAACAUUCGUUAUUGUCGGAAUCGUAUCUCUUUUAUUGUUAAUGGAUACAUUACAAGUAAAUUUAACAUUCUGCUUUAAGUUUGAAAAAUAGUGCACAGUAUUGUUUCAAAAGCCAUCGUCCCCACUAACUCCGGUGUACCUUAAGUUAAGCUUCCGAUUAUGAUUAUGAUCAAGUAGAAUUUCAACACUUAUGAGGGAUCAUCUUUUCAGCUAUAAAUACAUCAUCAAUCCAUAGCGAGGAGAGUGAGCCCUGGAAUGAUCAGACCUCUGAUAGUUAUAGCCGAAUGCUCAACAAUAUUCAACUUUUGGAUAGUGUUUCGAAUGGAAUGUCUACAGCGACUUCCAGCAUAGCUAAAGCCAAUAUUAUAAACUGUCGAAAUUCCGACGAAUCUCAGCCACCAAUAAGAAAUGACAGUCGGAAUAGUUAUGGUCCUGAGUAUGAAAUUUCCUUAGCUACAAAAAAUCGAAAACGGGAACGCGAUUGGGAUAAACGGCAUGGUAACAAUAUCAUGUUGACCGGCCAUCAAAGUUUGCUCACUUGGAAAAACAACAACGCUCCCCAAUCGCCAGUUGAUUUGAACAAUGUAUGUUCACCCAAUAGUAAGCCAACGGCUAACUCUCGGAGCUGGGUAGGAAUUUUAAAUCUGGAUGGUGGCGAUGUGGCAUCAACAUCCAAAGGUUUUCGUAAAAAUAUCACAAAUGACAGUAAUUUUUGGACAAACGUUUUCUUCCCGUCAACAUCUUCGGAUAUGCCAUCGAAUACACUGUCUAGUCAACAAGACCAGAAUCUUCAAAGCGAUAUCAAUAGUAAAUACGGUAGUCUAUUGGCAAAUUCCUCUACAGCCGCUGUUGGCUCAGCACAUGUACAGCAUGAUGUCCAUUCUACAUCUAACUCCGGCUACAUUAAUAAAUUGAAAAAAAUUAAGAAUACAAUCAACAGAAAUAAAGACACCGACAAUGUUUUAAAUGAUGCAAGUUACAGUGUUCGAAGCUCAAAUAGAUCUCAUCAAAGUAACAACAACGGCAGCUUAUCUGAUGGAUAAAUAUGAUAUUUGUCGAACUCGUACUGUCAUAUGAAAAUUUUCGUACUGUAGAGAGAUAGAAUGAAUAAAAAAUAUCAAUUAUUGAAUAUACACUAAAUUCCGAAACUUUUUCAACAAGUAA